AGACCCGCCCCCCUCCCCAGAUGGCCGUGUACUUCUGCUCGGGGAUGCUGCAGGACCAGGCGCAGUUCCGGCACUACGCCCUCAACGUGCCGCUCUACACACACUUCACCUCUCCCAUCCGCCGCUUCGCUGACGUCCUGGUGCACCGCCUCCUGGCCGCUGCACUCGGCUACAGGGAGCCGCCAGAUGUGGAGCCCGAUGCCCUGCAAAAGCAGGCAGACCACUGCAAUGACCGCCGCAUGGCGUCCAACCGCGUGCAGGAGCUCAGCACCAGCCUCUUCUUUGCCAUCCUGGUCAAGGAGAGUGGCCCCCUAGAGUCGGAAGCCAUGGUGCUGGGCGUCCUGAACCAAGCCUUUGACGUGCUGGUGCUGCGCUAUGGGGUGCAGAAGCGCAUCUACUGUAAUGCACUGCCCCUGCGGUCACACCACUUCCAGAAGAUGGGCAAGAAGCCGGAACUCACGCUUGUCUGGGAACCUGAGGACGUGGAGCAGGAGCCAGUGCAGCAGGUCAUCACCAUCUUCAGCCUGGUGGAGGUGGUGCUGCAGGCAGAGGCCCCGGCUCUCAAGUACGGCGCCAUCCUGAAGCGACCAGGCACCGAGGGCCUCCUGGACCCGCAGGUGGAGGGCGGUGUGAGGAGCAGGCUGAGCAGCAGGAGGACUGAAGCCGCCAGCCUGGCCCAACCCUCCAGCCCAACUGCCCCACCCACUGGCUUUUAGGAAUUGGACCUUUUGACACCAAAGGGGAGUUUUAAUUUGAUUUUUAAUAACUCAGGGGUUUGUUUUUAUUUUUUCAUUCUAUUUUCUUUUUGCAGCUCAGUUUUCAAACUGGAGGGUGGAGGGUGGAGCUGGAUGGAAACCUGAGGGCUGGUCAUUACUUACCAGAGCAGAGCUAGUCCCGGUCCUCCCGGGAGGGCAGCCCCACUUCUGCCACAUUUCUCACUGCCUUGCCUGCCCAGGAAACAAGUGGUUUUCAGCAAAUCAGUGUCAUGGAAUAAAAUCAAGUGUGAA
Messenger RNA from Camelus dromedarius (Arabian camel), 1007 nucleotides. RefSeq names its product DIS3-like exonuclease 2. Gene Ontology annotation, molecular function: 3'-5'-RNA exonuclease activity; RNA binding. Gene Ontology annotation, cellular component: P-body. The record is from RefSeq and is a predicted model, not a curated record. Gene Ontology annotation, biological process: mRNA catabolic process; miRNA catabolic process. The transcript has 5 exons. Bases 21 to 716 code for a protein of 231 amino acids. Lineage: Eukaryota; Metazoa; Chordata; Mammalia; Artiodactyla; Camelidae.